Messenger RNA from Haemonchus placei, 666 nucleotides. NCBI's taxonomy places the organism in Eukaryota, Metazoa, Nematoda, Chromadorea, Rhabditida, Trichostrongylidae. The record is from the annotation of a GenBank genome assembly.
AUGUCUUUCAGCAAGAGCACAGAUACAGUGGAGGCACAGAGGAGCAAGAUGAGCAAGUUACCACUGAGAGAGGAACGAAAUCAAGAAAAAGCUGAGUGGAGGCAAAGACAGCGAAAUAGUGGAAACGAGAACAAAGAAGGAUCCGGAAGGAAGGAAGGGAUUGGAGUACUUAGAAAUUUGAGAGAAAGGGGAAGUGCUAGAGGCAGUAAAGGACCUCUGAAUAAAGAAGUGAUGGAAAGGAGGAAAGGAACUGGAAGCAGGGACGAAGUUGUCCGUAAGGAAGCAUAUGGAAGCAAGAGCGGAUUUGGAAGUAGGGGAGGAAUCGGAAGCCGGGAAAGGGUUGUAAGCUUAGAGGGCACCAACGAAGAACUCGGAUCCAAGGAAGCAUUAGGAAGUAAGGAAGAACUUGGAAGCAGGGAAGGAAUUGGGAACAGGGAAAGAGUAGGAAGCAAGGAAAAAACUGGAAGUAAGGAAGGAGCUGAAAACGGAGAAGAACUUGGAAGCAGGGAAGAUGUUGUUAGUGGAGAUGCCAUUGGAAUCAGAGAAGUGGACAGUCCAGAAGGAUCAGGUACAGCCAGAUUACACACUACCCAAUUUGAAGGUAUAUUCCGCGAUGAGUCCGAGAAACCUAACUCUGAUUCCUUAUCAGCUUCUUUGACCAUUUAG